Molecule: messenger RNA, 864 nt
Organism: Drechmeria coniospora
Lineage: Eukaryota; Fungi; Ascomycota; Sordariomycetes; Hypocreales; Ophiocordycipitaceae
Exons: 6
Coding region: 1-864 (287 amino acids)
Biological process (GO): mycotoxin biosynthetic process
Source: RefSeq, a predicted model, not a curated record
AUGGCCGUGGCCAAGGAGUCCCAGCAGCGGCUGCUGCCGCAAAACCCGAGCGAUUCCGACGACGACCUCGAGUUCUCUCAAAUCCCCAUCCCCCAGGACCGACGGAAGAGGAGGCCCUGGUUGCCGCUGCUGGUCCGGGCCGUUCUCUUUCUCGCCGUCGCCGUCGUCCUCUGCGCCGCAUCCUUCUUCGCCGGCGCCCGUGCUGCCAUUCGGCCGUCGGCCUUGGAUGCCAAGUGCGCCGCCCACACGACGCAGUGGUCACCGCUCCUCAAGGACGUGCCCAUACGUUACGAGGCCCAGCUGUUCAACGGCUCCUUCAUGAAGGAGAACAUCUAUCGUCAGGUCGGAUCCCCCGAGGUCGACAAGGCCUGGGAUGACCUCGGCGUCAACUACCGACCGGGCGUCAUAUCGUACGAGGACGGCCUCGCGAGCGGGCUGCAACCGUCGUUUGUCCAGCGAGCCCACAAGUACGGCGGCGGAUUCCUCGUCAACGUCGAGGGAAUGCACCACCUCCACUGCCUCAAUCUGCUGCGAAAGUCCCUCUACUUCAACUUUGAUCGCUACAAGGAGAUGGGCCAGCACGCCUUCAAAAACGACGACAAGAUCCUGCGCCUGCACGUCACCCACUGCCUCGACACCAUACGCCAAGUCUUGAUGUGCAACGCCGACACGGGCGUCCUCGGCCAGGUCUGGGCCGGCGAGAAGCCUGCGGCCUUUCCCGACUUCAACACGAAGCACCGCUGCAAAAACUAUGACGACAUUCGAGUUUGGGCCGAGAAGCUUCAAGCGCCUGCCAUCAAAGACAUACCCGAUGACUAUUUGGAGAGACCGCGACCGGGAGAUAGCGUGCCCUUUACGCCAUGA